AUGGCGAACGUAGCGCUGAUCGGAUGCACAGGCAUGGUGGGAUCCCACAUCCUCACCAGCCUGCUAGCCAACUCUGGUGUCACUCGAGUUGAUACAAUCUCCCGCCGAACCCCCCAAGCUGCCAGCGGUGCCCCCCAAUCCAAGCUCACCACUUUCGUAUCCGACAAGACCGAAACCUGGACCGGACAGCUCUCGGCACUCACACCUACCCCGGAAAUCUUCAUCUCCGCCUUUGCCACGACCCGAGCCAACGCCGGUGGAUUCGAGAACCAGUACAAGAUCGAGCAUGGCCUGAAUGUUGAAAUGGCGCGUGCUGCGCGCGAUGCUGGCGUCAAGGUCUACGUGUUGAUCUCCAGCGCGAACGCGAACAAGGCCUCGAAUAUUCCCUACACGCGCAUGAAGGGCGAGAUUGAAGAAGAUGUCAAGGCGCUCGGUUUUGAGCGUACUGUGAUUGUGCGGCCUGGUUUGAUUACUGGUACGCGUGAGGAGAGUCGUCCUUUGGAGGCGUCUAUUCGGUUUAUUGCUGGGUGGGCUGGAAAGUUGCACUCGGGCUUGAAGGAUGGUUGGGCGCAGGAUUCGGAUGUUAUCGCUCGAGCUGCGGUCAAUGCAGGGCUGAAGGCACUUGAGGGCGAUGUUCCUGCUGGUAGUGAGAAGGUGUGGAAUAUUGACGGUAGCCAGAUUAUUGCGCUUGGAAAGGAUUCUGCUGGCUCGUCUUAG
Messenger RNA from Penicillium subrubescens, 717 nucleotides. RefSeq lists its product as uncharacterized. The transcript has 2 exons. Gene Ontology annotation, cellular component: cytoplasm. Lineage: Eukaryota; Fungi; Ascomycota; Eurotiomycetes; Eurotiales; Aspergillaceae. The record is from RefSeq and is a predicted model, not a curated record. Gene Ontology annotation, biological process: import into nucleus. Bases 1 to 717 code for a protein of 238 amino acids.